Macrobrachium nipponense is the source of this 1044-nucleotide messenger RNA. RefSeq names its product agrin-like. Lineage: Eukaryota; Metazoa; Arthropoda; Malacostraca; Decapoda; Palaemonidae. Bases 9 to 1025 code for a protein of 338 amino acids. The record is from RefSeq and is a predicted model, not a curated record. Gene Ontology annotation, biological process: multicellular organism development; cell differentiation. Gene Ontology annotation, molecular function: protein binding. The transcript is spliced from 10 exons.
AGAACGCGAUGAGACUACGACGCAUCUUGGCCUUCCUUUUGUUGGUAAUGUUGGUGGCCGCAACAGUUGAGGGGAAAAAGAAGCCAAACAGGAUAAAAGGUUGUCAGCUCAACAGCAAAGUCUACAAGCCAGGGAAAACUGUGUACAAGGACAAAGCUCACUGCCUGAAGUUAAAAUGCGUCAGGGAGAAGGCCCGGGGGAAGAAGGCCAAGUACACGCUGAAGGCGAAGAAGUACCGCGGGUGUGAGUGCUUCCCACUAUUAUGCCGAGGUCCACGCUGCACUCCACCUGAUGUCUGUCCCGUUUGCACGGAAAUCUGGGAGCCCGUCUGUGGCAGCAACAAUGUGACUUACCGCAACGAGUGCAGAUUUUUCGGGAGCAUACCCCCUUGCGGCUCCGAUAAUGCAUCGAUUCUCUAUUACGGCGAGUGUGGUCAGUGUCCUGCGGGAUGUCCGAAAAAGAUUGACCCCGUAUGUGGUUCGGACGGGAAAACAUAUAACAACGAGUGUCUAAUGAUUACCGAAGCUUGUGAAACUAAUACGACCAUUUCCAAAGCAUCCGACGGCCCAUGUACAGUGAUCAAGCAAAGUUCAGGAGUCGGUGGGGAGUGUGGUAAUUGCCCCAAGAUAAAGAAACCAGUAUGUGGAUCUAACGGAGUCACUUACUCAAACCAGUGUAUUUUAGAAUUUGCUGCUUGUAAGGGGGAAAAUGUCACUUUGGCGCACACUGGAGAAUGUGAAGGUGAUGCCAGCGUGAUAGUCCAGUCCCAAAGAAAAAAGUGUAAGUACAACGGUAAGAAAUACAAAGCCGGGGACAUCAUAGAAGACAUGAUCGAGUUCUGCCUGACGGCCAUCUGCCAACCCUCCAGGAAGGCUGGACAGUCGAAGGUCGAGUUCGUGGAAUUCCAGGGAGCAAUGGCAUGUGAAUGUACAAGUGAUCGCCUCCGAAGACACAUACUCAGGAUAUCUGGAAAUGAAGUUAUUGCAGGGAGAUUGUCUCUGCUGCCGUCUAACGGUUCUGCUUAAGAUAAAUUCUUAUUCUAGU